AUGCGACGUUUCGAUUUACUCUACCUACUGCUAUGGCUCUGUAUGACCGAUUUCUUACCACAACUGGCCAAGGCGGCAUUCUACCCAGAAUACUCCCUAGCCCGGUUCGCAGGAGUAGACAGCGAGAGUGGUGGCAAGCACGGGUUUCCCUCACUCGCUGAACAUGAGGGCCAGUUAUGGCAACCAGGAUCUGUUCCUCCCUACUAUCAACCUUACGACAACUCUGCGGCAGUCACGGAAAAUUUCUCCAUAUGGGAAGAUCCCCCCAGCUCGUGGGGCGGCGGCCUCUGGGAAGAUAGCGAGAGCAGGCCGCCAAAGCAAGCACGCCUGGAGAGCUUCAUAACCCCCGCUCAGGAUCAAGCAUAUUGGGUAGAUAACGAGUCUCGGAUCGUGGAGUCAAGUUGGGACUUGAGAGCAUCGGACCCCAUAGCACUCCAUCAGCAUCAGAAACAGGCGGUCGACGCAACGCCAACAGGGUGUUGCCAACAGCCUGUCGGCGUUGCGUCCACUCAUGCCGCGCGAGAGGACCCAGUUAACAACCAGUUCGAGGAGAUGCUGAGUCUGGAUCGGCCAGCCAUCCUUCCGACCCCCUUGGCUCAGAUUGAGUCACCCAGGGUGCCAUUCCAGGCCACACUGAACAAACAUAGACUGCCCGAGUAUACACAACUCGCCAUACGAUAUGUCAAUAAAUUCCAACCGGCGCUCAGAAGAGUCUUUGAAUGUCAGUUAGAUCAAGAAUUCUGGACAGGUCCGGCCAUGAUGGGAGCCAAGUUCCCCGAGAGUGGUAUGAUCAUUCGAGCCAGGGAUCCCAACGAUUCUACGGCUUUGGUGGUCCCCUUCGGCCCCAGUCAAAAAUUACACGAUAUCCAAAGCUUGUCGAUAGCCUUGACUGAACUCCACAUCUGGAUCAUCCACGUUCACUCAGUCCUAUGGACAAAAAUUGUGGACGCAAGGAGUGUCAAAGCUGACCGUCAAAAACUGAUACUCUGGCUCUUUGGAGAAAUUUUUAACCCCAAGCAGGGUCUUCCGGUAGUUGGAAAAGUCUAUUUGAAGAAUCCACUCGACAGAGCUUUUGGAAUCAUUCAGUCAUGGUUGAUCAAGUACCUACUCGGGCGGGAAUCCGUCCCGACGACCUCCUCGGCAAUCGUGGCCAUCUGGUCAAAGAAUACUCAGCCCGAACAGUGGCGGGAAAAGAUCACAUUUGAUCACUACUUUUGGGCACGAGCUACGAUCCUACUCAAGAAAGAUGCUGUAACCCUGCCACCUACUAUCAAUCCUGAAAAUAGUGACCAUAUGGUCCUAAAAAGAAAGAGAAUAAACAACGAAAUCCCAAGAAAGCUGCAGAUAGGAGACUUUGCACUCAUUGACAUGAGAUAUCCGGCUCAAUACUCUAGUAACACAGCGACAUUAACUUGGUUGACAGCGCCCUUUCUCUGGAAACUUCCAAAGACAGUCGACGGGCUGGGGAAGCCGAUCAUGGAAAAAUUUUCGCGGAUCGCAGGGAAAGAGCUUGGGGGGACUCGACAAAUCCACAAGAUUUUCCACAAGGAAGGAGUGGCGCUCACGCAUCACAAGUCCGACAGCAUAGACCAGCUCCGUGUCCGGCUUUGGUCAGCCGAAAAGGAAGACCUAACAAGACUCUAUUCGGCAGGAGACAAGCUCAAGAAACUGCUGAUCUCGGUCGAAGUCUGCUCGAGCUCGAUCCUUUCUCACCUUGUCAACACCUCAAAGGAGCCCAUCGAAUCCCCCCCUUCCCAGACAGCCCACUUCAACUGGCUCGCUCGGAAGUUGUUCGACGUCGAGGUACUCUUCCCAAUCUUCGGAAAGGUCCAGCGGAGCGUCGUUGACAGCGCAAGUGAAGACACCCCGCCCUUCGAUGAAGUGCAGAUCUUCCUCCUCAAGAUUUUCAUCGAUAAUAAGGGCCUGUUCAAGUUCUUUGAAGCCGCCCUUGCACUCUUGGGUUAUUGGUUGAAAAAUGAAAACCCAAGCUUUUGGAAUCAACACCUUAAAUCGGAUGAGUUCUAUUCCAAAAUGAUCAUGUCAGCCAUCGACAGAAAGUUUGUAAGAUAA
Puccinia graminis f. sp. tritici CRL 75-36-700-3 is the source of this 2070-nucleotide messenger RNA. RefSeq lists its product as uncharacterized. The coding region runs from base 1 to 2070 and encodes 689 amino acids. The record is from RefSeq and is a predicted model, not a curated record. The transcript has a single exon. Lineage: Eukaryota; Fungi; Basidiomycota; Pucciniomycetes; Pucciniales; Pucciniaceae.